ACCAUGCCAGAAAUGGUGUGGAAACCCAUUUCGUGCCUGCCAUGCUAGAAAUGGCACCGCGCAUUUUGAGAAAUAUUUUCAGGAAUUGGGUAUUUGCAAUUCAGGAAUUGGUUAAGCAGUGUGAAGAUCUCAAAGUGAAGUACAAUGAAGAGAUGACAGAGAGAAAAAAGCUCUUCAAUGAACUUCAAGAGUCUAAAGGGAACAUUAGGGUUUUCUGCCGUUGCCGUCCCUUAAAUAAGGACGAGAUCUCCGCUGGCUGUACUACAGUUUUGGAUUUUGGUGCAUCAAAGGAUGGAAUUUUGACAACUAGUAUGCCAAAAAAACAAUACAGAUUUGACAGAGUUUAUACACCAAAAGAUGAUCAAGUUGAUGUUUUUGCUGAUGCCUCAUCAAUGGUAACAUCUGUGUUGGAUGGCUACAAUGUAUGCAUAUUUGCUUAUGGGCCAACAGGAGCAGGAAAGACAUUUACCAUGGAGGGAACAGAGCUGAAUAGAGGAGUAAAUUAUAGGACUCUUGAGCUCUUGUUCGACCUGAGAAAAAAAAGGAGUGAUACAUUUUCUUAUGACAUAUCUGUUAGUGUACUUGAGGUUUAUAAUGAACAAAUCAGAGACCUAUUGGCUACAGGAUCAACAACAAAAAGGUUGGAGAUAAAACAAGGCUCUAAAGGAUCUCAUUACAUUCCUGGUGUCGUAGAAGCUAAAGUUGAAAAUGUUAAGGAGGCCUGGGAUGUACUGCAAGCUGAAUGCAAAGGUAGAGCAGAUCUCACUGGUACCAAGCUUUUGCAUUCUAUAAGAAGCUCUCUAGUAUAUAUGUCUUCUCUUCAUCAAAAUGAAAUUUCUUCUUUGAAUACUUGUAAUGAUUGCUUGUUUCUUACUUCCUUUUCCAGCAUACUUUGUAUAAUGGUAAUGGCUAAAAAUUUGCUGAAUGGUGAGUGUACCAAGAGCAAGCUUCGACUUGUGAAUUUGGCGGGUAGUGAGAGACUUGCAAAGACAGAUGUGCAAGGGGAGCGGCUUAAGGAAACGCAAAAUAUCAACCUAUCUCUUUCGGCUCUUGGCACUGUUAUAUCUGCUUUAGCAGUGAAGAGUAGGCACAUUCCCUAUAGGAACUCAAAAUUGACACAUUUACUUGAAGACUCUUUAGGGGGUGACUCUAAAACUUUGAUGUUCCUGCAAAUCAGUCCAUCGGACAAGGACUUAGAUGAAACCCUUAGCUCACUUAAUUUCGCAACUAGAGUGAGGGGUGUUGUGUUAGGUUCCGGUAAGAUGCAAGUUGACACAAGUGAACUUCAAAAGACAAAAGCAAUGCUUGAAGAACUUGAAGGUCAGAUUGAGUUGAAGACAUCCAUGCAAAACCAGUCAGAAAAACAAAUUUCUCAGUUGUCGGAGAAAUUGAAAAUAAAAGAAGAAACCUGCAGAAAGCAGGAAGAAAAGAUGAAGGAGCUCGAGAAAAAGCUUAAAGAGCAGGAACAGAGCUCAGCUAUGCUUCGUCAGCAGGUAACUUUUUAUGUUCUUGCAUGAAUUGUACUUUUGCAAAUUGUUAUAUUAUAUAACACGGACUUUAUUUUGUU
Messenger RNA from Arachis ipaensis, 1567 nucleotides. Lineage: Eukaryota; Viridiplantae; Streptophyta; Magnoliopsida; Fabales; Fabaceae. The record is from RefSeq and is a predicted model, not a curated record.